AUGGAGAUCUGGAGAUGGAAGGAGUUUUGUGAGCUGUGCCUGGUUAAGGAACGACAAACGGAUAAAGUGUUUGUCUGUAAAAAGUUCCUGAAGAAGGAUGGCAGGAAAGUCCGCAAGGCCGCCAAGAAUGAAAUCAUGAUUUUGAAAUUGGUGAAUCAUCCCAAUAUACUUCAUCUGAUAGAUACAUAUGAGACAAGGAAAGAGUACUUCCUAGUCCAAGAACUAGCCACAGGAGGAGAUGUAUUCGAUUGGAUCUUGGACCAGGGGAAUUACACGGAGAGAGAUGCUUCCAAUGUCAUCAGACAAGUCUUGGAGGCUGUUGCAUACUUACACUCCCUUAAUAUAGUUCACAGAAAUCUGAAGCUUGAAAAUCUGAUGUAUUACAACGAAAACAACCACAACAAAGUUGUUUUGAGAGACUUCUACUUGUCUCGUUUUGAAAAUGGGCCGAUCACAGAGCCUUGUGGAACCCCAGAGUAUUUAGCUCCUGAAGUGGUUGCCCGUCAUCGCUAUGGGCGGCCCGUUGAUUGUUGGGCUGUGGGUGUCAUUAUGUUCAUACUUCUAUCUGGUAAUCCCCCUUUUUAUGAUGAAACAGAAGAGGAAAAUACAGAUUUACAUAAUCGUAUAAUUUUCUGUCGGAUCGUUGCUGGUGAUUUUGAGUUUGAUUCACCGUACUGGGAUGACAUUUCAACUCCAGCUAAAGAACUUGUCUGUCGGUUAAUGGAGGUGGAUCAGAUGCUGAGAAUUACUGCACAGGACGCACUCUGGCAUGAAUGGAUUGCUGGGAAUGGGGCAUCAGAGAAAAACCUCAAAGAUGGAGUGUGUGCCCAGUUUGAAAAGAACUUUGCCAAAGCAAAAUGGCGGAAAGCAAUUCGUGUCACAACGUUCAUGCAGCGACUGAAGAACACAGAGGCUAUGACUGACAGCUCGGCUGAGGUUCAGGGAGGUGAGGAGUCCCAAAGAAACAGUGAUGAGGGAGAAAGAGGCACAAGUGAUGGAGGGACUCAAGUGCCAGAUGCAGUGGCUGAGAGGGAGGUGGCACCAGCCUCUCCAGCCACAGCAGUCGGAGAGAUUGAAAAGCAAAUGGCAGCAGUGUUGGAGAAGAUUGAAGGAGACAUGCCCUCAUUGCUGGAGCAAAUCAGUGACUGUCCACCUGAACCAACUCUUGUGGUUCGGAGCACACAUGCUUCUCCUGCCACCUCCAGAGCUCCUCCACCUUUGCCCAGCUCUCCCAGACCUGCACAACCUCCUUUGCCUCGCCUCAGCAUCCCUCCCCCGUCUUACCCACCUCCCUCUCCACCUACUCAUCCUACAGUCUCUUCCCAGGAAUCAGAGGAGCAAGGCAGUUUAAGGAGUACAACUCACAAUGAGCUACAGGGGAGCGGCUUCGCUUUUGUGAAGAACCGAGAAGGAAUAUUGAUGUCCAGCUCGCCGCUGUCCAAGAAGCGUCGCUUGUCAGGAACAGAGACGAAGACGGGAUCCCACUGCUCAUCCUCUAACUCUGUCAGAACUGAACUGUCCCAUACACCUGCCAACGGCAUGGCUAAAAAUGGCAAUGAUGCUGAGAUUGAUGAAGGCCUGUACUCCAGACAACUUUAUGUGUUGGGCCAUGAGGCGAUGAAACGCAUGCAGAACUCCAAUGUCUUGAUCUCAGGAAUGCGAGGUCUUGGUGUGGAGAUAGCAAAGAACGUGAUUCUGGGAGGUGUUCGAAGUGUCACUGUUCACGAUGAAGGUGUUGCAGAAUGGCGAGAUCUGUCGUCACAGUUUUACCUCAGAGAAGAGGAUCUGGGAAAGAACAGGGCUGAAGUCAGUCAGCCUCGUUUGGCUGAGCUCAACAGCUAUGUCCCCGUCUCUUCACACACUGGAGCGCUAACUGAGGACUUUCUAACCAGAUUUCAGGUGGUGGUCUUGACUGAAUCACCCAUAGAAGAGCAACUGCUAUUGGGUGAUUUUUGUCACAGCAAAGGUAUCAAGUUUGUUGUUGCAGACACACGUGGCCUUUUUGGCCAGCUUUUUUGUGACUUCGGUGAUGACAUGAUUGUGUAUGACACAAAUGGAGAACAACCUCUGAGUGCCAUGAUUUCCAUGAUCACAAAGGACGGUCAGGGUGUGGUAACUUGUCUGGAUGAGGCUCGUCAUGGGUUUGAGAGUGGAGACUUUGUGACUUUCACAGAGAUUCAGGGUAUGACUGAACUUAACGGAUGCAAGCCUAUUGAAAUCAAAGUCCUUGGUCCAUACACCUUUGGCAUCUGUGACACCACAGGGUUUUCAGACUAUGUUAGGGGUGGAAUAGUCGCUCAGGUCAAAAUGCCUAAAAAGUUUUCUUUUAAAUCCAUUUCCUCGUCCAUGGGAGAGCCAGAGUUUAUGGUGACAGACUUUGCAAAGUUUGAUCGUCCAGGACAAGUGCAUAUUGGCUAUCAAGCGCUUCAUGCGUUCCAGAAAAAACAGGGUCGUCCUCCAGUUCCUUGGAGUCAGUCCGAUGGCGAGGAGCUCUUGACUUUGGCCAAAGAAAUAAACUCUACACAAACUGGUUCUGCCAAAGUGGAAGAGCUGAAUGAAGCUCUUAUUAAGAAGCUGUCACAUGUAUCUGCUGGAGACCUGGCACCUGUCAAUGCUUUCAUCGGUGGUCUGGCUGCUCAGGAAGUAAUGAAGGCCUGCACAGGAAAAUUUAUGCCAAUUAUGCAGUGGUUGUACUUUGAUGCCCUGGAGUGCCUGUCAGAAGAGGGAGUUGUGCUCACUGAGGAAGAAUGUGCACCUAGAAGCUGCCGUUACGAUGGUCAGAUAGCCGUUUUUGGAUCAAAAAUGCAGGAUAUGCUGGGCAAACAGCGGUAUUUCCUGGUUGGAGCUGGUGCAAUCGGCUGCGAGCUACUGAAGAACUUUGCCAUGAUUGGUUUGGCUUGUGGAGAAGGGGAGGUCAUUGUGACAGACAUGGACACAAUUGAAAAAUCCAACCUCAACAGGCAGUUCCUCUUCAGACCUGCAGAUGUAACAAAAAUGAAGAGUGAGACUGCUGCUAGAGCUGUAAAAAAGAUGAACCCAUCACUCAAGAUCACCGGUCAUGAAAAUAGAGUGGGCCCAGACACUGAGAGGAUCUACGACGAUGACUUCUUUGAAAGUCUAGAUGGAGUUGCCAAUGCACUUGAUAAUGUUGACGCUCGUAUGUACAUGGACAGAAGAUGUGUUUACUACCGCAAACCCCUCCUUGAAUCUGGGACUCUUGGCACCAAAGGGAAUGUCCAGAUUGUCAUCCCUUUCCUCACGGAGUCCUACAGCUCAAGUCAGGAUCCUCCUGAAAAGUCAAUUCCCAUUUGUACUCUCAAGAACUUCCCAAAUGCGAUAGAACACACUCUCCAGUGGGCACGAGACGAGUUUGAAGGACUGUUCAAACAGCCAUCAGAAAAUGCCAUGCAAUACCUCACGGAUCCAAAGUUUGUGGAGCGUACUCAGAAACUUCCAGGUGCUCAGCCUGUUGAGGUGUUAGAGGCUGUUCAUAAAACCUUGAUCACAGACCGACCUCACAGCUGGGUAGAUUGCGUGGCCUGGGCUCGCAACCACUGGCAGUGUCAGUAUAGCAACAACAUACAACAACUGUUGCACAACUUUCCUCAGAAUCAGCUCACCAGCUCCGGUGCCCCCUUCUGGUCUGGUCCCAAGAGAUGCCCACAUCCUCUGGAAUUCAGCACGAGCAAUGACCUCCACAUGGACUACGUAAUGGCAGCAGCUAAUCUUCAUGCUAAAAUAUAUGGAAUCCAGAACAACCCAGAUCGGGCUGGUCUAGUCAAAAUCUUGCAGGACGUCAGUGUGCCAGUCUUUACUCCGAGAUCAGGCGUCAGAAUUCAUGUUUCAGAUCAAGAACUACAGAACAGCAAUUCUUCUGUUGAUGACUCCAGAUUUGAAGAGUUGAAGGCACAAUUGCCAACUGCAGAGACUUUCAAAAUAAAACUAACUCCUAUUGAGUUUGAGAAGGAUGACGACACAAACUUCCACAUGGAUUUCAUUGUGGCAGCUUCAAAUCUGAGGGCCGAGAACUACGACAUUCCUCCAGCAGACCGGCACAAGAGUAAAUUAAUUGCUGGCAAGAUCAUUCCUGCUAUUGCUACGACCACUGCUGCUGUUGUGGGUCUAGUGUGUCUCGAGCUCCUGAAGAUUGUUCAAGGACACACAAAGCUGGAGUCCUAUAAAAACGGCUUCAUGAACCUGGCUUUGCCUUUCUUUGGUUUCUCUGAACCCAUCGCUGCUCCCAAACACAAGUACUAUGAAAACGAAUGGUCAUUGUGGGACCGCUUCGAGGUCACAGGGGUUCAGCCCAGUGGAGAAGAAAUGACACUCCAGCAGUUCUUGGACUAUUUUAAAAAUGAGCACAAGUUGGAGAUAACCAUGCUUUCUCAGGGAGUGUCAAUGCUCUAUUCAUUUUUUAUGCCUGCUGCCAAACUUAGAGAAAGACUGGCACUACCGAUGACCGAGAUUGUGACUAAAGUGUCCAAGAAGAGGCUUGGCAAGCAUGUAAAAGCGCUGGUAUUUGAGUUGUGCUGUAAUGACUUGACAGAUGAGGAUGUGGAGGUUCCCUACGUGAGAUACACCAUCCGCUGA
Knipowitschia caucasica is the source of this 4590-nucleotide messenger RNA. The record is from the annotation of a GenBank genome assembly. NCBI's taxonomy places the organism in Eukaryota, Metazoa, Chordata, Actinopteri, Gobiiformes, Gobiidae.